AUGGUUGCAGGAAAGCGGUACUAUGGGGAAGAUGUGGAUUUUGAGGAAGCCAAGCACUUUCAUGAAGAGAAGAAGUUGGUGAAGAUCAAAACAAAGAAAGAGGUGAUCUUCCGAGGUCUUAUUGAUGAGCAUCGAAGUCCUAGCCGGGCCCUUGUGAAUAAAAACAGUAUGAUCAAUCAUCUGCUUUCAAUGCAAAAAUCAGAACCAGAAUAUUACACAGAUGAAAUCAUAAAAGGGCAUUCAUUGAUCUUAAUUCUUGUUGGUACUGAGACUACUGCAACAACAAUAGAAUGGGCCAUGUCUCUUCUACUCAAUCGUCCUGAUGUUAUGAAGAAAGCUAGAGUAGUAGAAUUGGACACUCAUGACAGAAAAUACUGUUUGAUGGAAGAAUCCGAUUUCCCCAAAUUACAAUAUCUUCAAACUAUCAUUUCUGAAACUUUAAGAUUAUUUCCAGCAGCCCCAGUUUUGGUACCACAUAUGUCUUCAGAUAAUUGCCAAAUAGGAGGAUUUAAACAAGCAAGGCAUUAUCAACAAGCAAGGCAGAAGGUGAAGAAGAAAUCCAACUCCCCAACUCCAUCAUUUUUGUCAAGAUGA
This is a messenger RNA of Vitis riparia (riverbank grape), 594 nucleotides long. RefSeq names its product isoflavone 2'-hydroxylase-like. The transcript has 3 exons. Gene Ontology annotation, molecular function: oxidoreductase activity, acting on paired donors, with incorporation or reduction of molecular oxygen, NAD(P)H as one donor, and incorporation of one atom of oxygen; iron ion binding; heme binding. NCBI's taxonomy places the organism in Eukaryota, Viridiplantae, Streptophyta, Magnoliopsida, Vitales, Vitaceae. Gene Ontology annotation, cellular component: membrane. The coding region runs from base 1 to 594 and encodes 197 amino acids. The record is from RefSeq and is a predicted model, not a curated record.